This is a messenger RNA of Haliaeetus leucocephalus (bald eagle), 2864 nucleotides long. RefSeq names its product prickle homolog 1 (Drosophila) (gene PRICKLE1). Gene Ontology annotation, molecular function: zinc ion binding. The transcript is spliced from 7 exons. NCBI's taxonomy places the organism in Eukaryota, Metazoa, Chordata, Aves, Accipitriformes, Accipitridae. The record is from RefSeq and is a predicted model, not a curated record. The coding region runs from base 1 to 2496 and encodes 831 amino acids.
AUGCCACUGGAGAUGGAGCCCAAAGCCAACAAUCUCGUUUUUGGGUGUCAGCGAAGCUCCACAUCGGAUGAUGACUCUGGCUGUGCCUUGGAAGAAUAUGCCUGGGUACCCCCAGGCCUCAGACCAGAGCAGGUCCAGCUGUAUUUCGCCUGCUUGCCAGAGGAGAAGGUCCCUUACGUUAACAGCCCUGGAGAGAAACACCGAAUUAAACAACUUCUCUAUCAGCUGCCACCCCACGAUAAUGAGGUGAGAUACUGCCAGUCUUUAAGUGAAGAAGAAAAGAAGGAACUGCAGAUGUUCAGUUCUCAGCGCAAAAAGGAGGCACUCGGCCGGGGCACUAUUAAACUACUCUCAAGAGCAGUGAUGCAUGCGGUUUGUGAACAGUGUGGUACAAAAGUAAACGGCGGUGAAGUUGCAGUUUUUGCCUCAAGAGCUGGGCCUGGUGUGUGCUGGCAUCCCUCAUGUUUUGUGUGCUUCACAUGUAAUGAGCUGCUCGUUGACCUUAUCUACUUCUACCAAGAUGGGAAAAUUCACUGUGGCAGGCACCACGCUGAACUUCUCAAACCUCGAUGUUCAGCCUGCGAUGAGAUCAUUUUUGCUGAUGAGUGUACAGAAGCUGAGGGUCGCCACUGGCACAUGAAGCACUUCUGUUGCCUCGAGUGUGAAACAAUCCUGGGUGGACAGAGAUAUAUCAUGAAGGAUGGGCGACCAUUCUGCUGUAACUGUUUUGAAUCUCUCUAUGCGGAAUACUGUGAGACCUGUGGGGAACACAUUGGUGUUGACCAUGCUCAGAUGACCUAUGAUGGACAGCACUGGCAUGCCACGGAGACUUGCUUUUCUUGUGCUCAGUGCAAGACCUCUUUGCUUGGCUGCCCUUUCCUUCCAAAGCAAGGGCAGAUUUACUGUUCAAAAACCUGCAGCUUGGGAGAGGACGUUCAUGCCUCCGACUCUUCCGAUUCUGCAUUUCAGUCUGCUCGAUCUAGAGAUUCCAGGAGGAGCGUUCGCAUGGGAAAAAGCAGCCGGUCAGCCGACCAGUGCCGCCAGUCUCUCCUCCUCUCACCGGCCCUCAAUUACAAAUUUCCUGGCCUUUCAGGCAAUGCUGACGAUACUCUUUCUCGUAAGCUGGAUGACUUAAGCCUUUCAAGGGAAGAGGCAAGCUUUGUUAACGAAGACUUCUGGAAAGGAAGAGUAGAGCAGGAAAUGCCUGAAGACCCUGAAGAAUGGGCUGAACACGAAGACUACAUGACUCAACUUCUUCUGAAGUUUGGUGAUAAAAGCCUCUUCCAGCAGCCUGCUGAAGUAGACAUUAGAUCAAGUGAACACUGGAUUUCUGACAGCAUGGUCAAGAGCAAGUUGGACUUGAAAAAAAAUAAUCCAAGCCUAGCAAGUAAGAAGUAUCAGUCAGACAUGUACUGGGCCCAGUCACAAGAUGGCUUGGGUGACUCUGCCUAUGGCAGCCACCCAGGCCCUGCCAGCAGCAGGAAAAUCCAGGAGCUAGACAUGGAACACGGGGCGUCAGGAUACAAACACGACCAAACUCCAUGGUAUGGAGGUUCGCUUGAAUGUUUGUCUGACCUGAAACAGCAAGAGCAAAGUGUUCGAGACUCAAUGGAUUCUUUGGCUUUGUCCAACAUAACAGGGGCUUCAAUGGAUGGAGAAGGCAAGCCACGGCCAUCUCUCUACUCUUUGCAAACUUUCCAAGAACUGGAGGUAGAGGACUGUGAGAAAAUGAGCAACAUGGGAACUCUGAAUUCUUCAAUGCUCCACCGGAGCACAGAGUCCUUGAAGAGCCUGAGCUCAGAGUUGUGUCAGGAAAAGGUCUUGCCAGAGGAAAAGCCAGUGCAUAUGCCUGUACUAAGAAGAUCUAAAUCCCAGUCUAGACCGCAGCAAGUGAAGUUUUCGGAUGACGUUAUUGAUAAUGGAAGUUACGAGAAUGUUGAAAUACGUCAGCCUCCAAUGAGUGAAAGGACACGUAGGCGCGUUUACCAUUUUGAAGAGCGUGGAAAUCGGCCUUCUCAUCAUCGUAGAAGAAGUAGGAAGUCUCGUUCAGAUAAUGCACUUAACUUGGCCACAGAAAGAAGAUGCUCUCCAAGAGAGAGAUUUCGUUAUUACUCCCCUCAGGAUCAUGAAAAAUUUAUUCAAAAUAGAAGCUCACGUGAGAUUCGGGCAUAUAUUCAAAAUGCGGAGCUGUACGGACAAUAUGCCCAUACUAGGUCUGAUUAUGCACUGCGGAAUCAGGUGGUUGAUAAAUUUUUUGGAUUGUAUGGUGACGAAGAUGACUCCUGGUGUUCAACUUCAUCCUCGUCAUCGGAUUCUGAAGAGGAAGGAUAUUUUCUAGGACAGCCAAUUCCACAGCCACGAUCACUGAGAUAUCCGUACUAUACAGAUGACCUUUCUGGUCCAACUACUGCGUUAUCUAGUUCUCAGUUUGGACAAAGGACAACCAAAUCAAAGAAGAAGAGGGGACACAAAGGAAAAAAUUGCAUCAUUUCUUAAUUUGUUUUUAACAGUUGGGAAGACCAGUCAACUCCGUAGCUCCAGUCUGAACCACAUCUUUUUAUAUUAAUAAUUGUACUUAGGCAAGUUGCUAAGGUUCUUAAUGCUUUGCCAGUGUAAAUGAUAACCCUGCCAGAGUUUACAUUGUACAAGUAACAUUCAGAAAUGUCACCAUGCCGAAUGAUGAUCUGCUCAGAUAUUGCUAGGUUUACAUAAUAUGUUUCAGCUGUCAAAAUACUGUUACUGCAGUUCUCGAUACAGACGUUUUGUAGACAUUUUAUUUUAUGCUCGCUAUUCACCUAUGUUGAAUUAUCUGAGAGAGGGGAUUCAACAAAGAUCAAUAAAUACAAUUGUCAGUCCUGUGCUGU